UUAUUAAUUUUGAUUUAUGUUAUCAAUAUUUAGAUUAUCGAAAAAUCUAUCUGCUAUCUAUUUAAUAUUUCUUAAAAAAAGUUAACUAAUAAAUGAUUUAGUAGAAAAAUGAUUUUUACAAUCUAGAAGAAUUUUUAAACUCUUCUCUUUAAUCUCAUUCAGUUCUCACUAUUUAUCUUAAAAAUAAUUAAAUUUGGGAUAAGGGUUCAUUAGGCUUAAAUUCUGCUUUAGCAAAGUGCAAAAACCUCUUAAAUUUGUAACUUGAUUGAUAUUGGUGGCAAUUAAAUUGGAAAUUAGGGUGCUUUAGGAUUAGGUUCUGCUUUAAAAAACUGCACUAAUCUCUCCAAUUUGUCUCUUAAUCUUAGUUGUAAUUUAGUUGGUGCAAUCGGUGUAUCUGGUUUAGCUUCAGCUUUAUCAAACUGCACUAAUAUCUCAAAUUUGUCUAUUGAUCUAAGAUGGAAUUUAAUUUACGAUGAAGGAGCAUCAGGCUUAGGUUGUGCUUUACCAAACUACACAAAUCUCUCAAAUCUAUCACUUGGGAUUGUUUGCAAUAAAAUGACUAAGUAAGGUGCUUCAAUCUUAUAUUCUGGUUUAGCAAAGUGCAUUAACCUCUCAAAUUUGUCUCUUGAAAUUGGGCAAAAACUGUUUAUUUUUUUUUAUGUUUUGAUAUUUUUAUAGCUAUUUACGUUGAUUUAUUUUGGUAUCUGA
This is a messenger RNA of Tetrahymena thermophila SB210, 708 nucleotides long. RefSeq lists its product as hypothetical. Gene Ontology annotation, biological process: activation of GTPase activity; nucleocytoplasmic transport. The record is from RefSeq and is a predicted model, not a curated record. Gene Ontology annotation, molecular function: GTPase activator activity; small GTPase binding. Lineage: Eukaryota; Ciliophora; Oligohymenophorea; Hymenostomatida; Tetrahymenidae. Gene Ontology annotation, cellular component: nucleus; perinuclear region of cytoplasm; cytosol. The transcript has 7 exons.